AAGCAUGGCUGGCGUGUCAACUGUCCAUAACGGUUCAUUAUACAAACUGCGGUCCCUGAAUGGUAUAUUUUCCAUUUAUAAGAAACAGGGACCCACCUCGCCAGAUGUGUUAAACACUCUGAAGAAGGAUCUUUUAAAAGAGGCUGGUGUUAAGAAUCCCAACACGCGCAAAAGGAAGAAGCAACCUUUAAAAAUUGGCCAUGGCGGCACCCUGGACAGCAAUGCUGCUGGUGUACUUGUGGUUGGAAUUGGUGAAGGAACCAAGAUGCUCACCACCAUGCUUGCGGGAUCAAAGAAAUACUCAGCUGUUGGGGAGUUAGGCAAAGAAACUGAUACUCUUGACGUCACUGGAAAUGUUGUUGAAGAGAAGAGUUAUGAUCACAUCACAAAAGAGGCUUUUGAAGAGAAGUUAAAGGAGUUUACUGGGGAAAUUAUGCAGGUUCCACCUCUAUAUUCAGCACUGAAGAAAGAUGGCAAGCGCAUGUCUGUCCUGCUCAAGCAAGGUCAAGAGGUCAAGGCUAAACCUGCACAUCCAGUUACUGUGUACAAUCUGUCUUUACAAGAUUUCAGCCCUCCACACUUCACCAUAGAUGCUGAGUGUGGAGGCGGGUUUUAUGUCAGAAGUCUGAUUGAUGGUCUUGGAAAAGCUUUGUCAUCUUGUGCUCAUGUCAAGGAACUGACCCGGACUGCAUUGAGGGAGGAUCACUGGACAUUGACAGACAUCUCACAGGCUUUGCAGCCAUGCCCAAAGCCAACAGGGCAACAGAAGAAUACAAAGAAAGCAAAAUCAAAAGAUAAACCCAGCCCAUUUAAAUCUAAGGGCGAUGAUGGAGACCAGAACAAUGAUUAAAGGUGCUUAAACACCCCGUGAGACAAACUUAUGUUCUCAGUGAGAGAAUUGUAGGAAAUUGCCUGGUUCACUUUGAUUUGAUCUGGAUUCUCUGCCACUACCCUUGUGAAUCCCUCUGCAUGGCCAUAUAUGGUACUUGUAAUUAAGGAUAAGACAGGUGGCGUCAGUGAAGUUGGUGGAUUUAGUGGAUUACAUAGUGGAAGAAAACAAGUUCAGAAUCAAAGCCAAUGAAGUUUUAUGGAGCUUUUUUAUUUUUAUUGUUUCAUUAUAAUAACCAUUUGGCUGUAGUCCCUAUGGCACCAAGGGAAAUAAAUAAUCUUUAUUUUUAUACAUUGAAAUAGAUUGUGGUAAGGUUAAACUACACUUAUUUUGGUGACAAAACACCCAUUGCAAUGACAUGAUGUCAAUAUUUAAUUAUGGAAGCCCAAAUGUGAUUUUUAUUUUUUUGUUGUGGUUUUUCUUUAGUAUUGUUUUUUUGUCAUCAUUACAGCUGAUGGCAGGGGACAAUGCAUCUGAAUGCACCUAAUGAAAAUGUCAGUGAAGAAAAAUAUACUUAAAUAAAAUGCUGUUAUUUUCAUUUGCUA
Myxocyprinus asiaticus (Chinese sucker) is the source of this 1434-nucleotide messenger RNA. RefSeq names its product pseudouridylate synthase TRUB1-like. The transcript has 8 exons. Gene Ontology annotation, cellular component: mitochondrion. Lineage: Eukaryota; Metazoa; Chordata; Actinopteri; Cypriniformes; Catostomidae. The coding region runs from base 5 to 850 and encodes 281 amino acids. Gene Ontology annotation, molecular function: pseudouridine synthase activity; RNA binding. Gene Ontology annotation, biological process: mRNA pseudouridine synthesis; tRNA modification. The record is from RefSeq and is a predicted model, not a curated record.